AUGCAAGGAUCGUAUAAGGACAAGGGCCUCCCGCGGCCGUACUACAUGACGCCGUCAAAGAAGAAACACUCGCCCUACAACGACCUCCCGCAAAACUUCUUCAACAGCAGCCGCCGCAAGCUUAUCGGGUAUCUUGUCGUGCUCCUGUUGUUCGGCACGAUGAUGUGGUGGAUAUCGCAAGACUUGCGGGUCCAGCCCGAGCCCAUCUACGAGGUCGUCCACCACGACGACGCCGCCGACGCUCUGAUGCAAAACGGGUUCGACAUUGGCAACGUCAACAUCAAGGACAAUAUGAAAGAAGCCGACAAUGCCGACCUUGCUGCGGGGCUCUCUGCCGGCAGCAAAGGCGAUAAAGGCUACGCCGUCGACGAAGCACCCAAAGGGGGCAUUGCCAACGAGGACCUCGUCGUCGGCAGCGACGAGGACCUGAUUGUGGGCAACGGCAAGGCGAAGCCGAAGCAAGGUGGCGGGGUCGGCAAGGGCAAGGUGGCGCUGGCGCCGGGGGCCGCUGCGGCCAAAGGUGACCGGGCCCAGGCCAAGGGCUACAAGGCGGACAAGGAAUAG
Diutina rugosa is the source of this 564-nucleotide messenger RNA. RefSeq lists its product as uncharacterized. The transcript has a single exon. NCBI's taxonomy places the organism in Eukaryota, Fungi, Ascomycota, Pichiomycetes, Serinales, Debaryomycetaceae. The coding region runs from base 1 to 564 and encodes 187 amino acids. The record is from RefSeq and is a predicted model, not a curated record.